AUGAUUUUCAUAAAAAUUCUAACACUAUUGUUGAUAAUUAUUCUCGAACAAUCAAUUGGACAAGAUAUGCGAUCGGUUCGGAUGCGUAUCAUGAAGGAACAGCAGUUUCAAUGUGUUACAACAACUUGUUUACCAUACUUUAAUGGCAUUCAAUCAAAUCGUUUACAAUGUCAAAUUAAUUGUAUAUCACAAAGCCAAUGUAGAGCUGCUAGUUUUCAUCAUUUGAAUUCUACCUGUCAAUUGUUCAAUAGCGCAACAAAUGAGUACACUAAUUUGGAAACAGCGAUAGGAUCUGUUGCAAUGAUUGUCCAGCUGGAAACACAAGAUCAACUUCAACAUCAACCUCCAGCUCAACCUCUUCGACCACAUCAACAUCAACCUCCAGCUCAACCUCUUCGACCAUAUCAACAUCAACCUCCAGCUCAACCUCUUCGACCACAUCAACAUCAACCUCCAGCUCAACCUCUUCGACCACAUCAACGUCAACAUCUACGACAACGGCAAUGA
Messenger RNA from Adineta ricciae, 507 nucleotides. The record is from the annotation of a GenBank genome assembly. Lineage: Eukaryota; Metazoa; Rotifera; Eurotatoria; Adinetida; Adinetidae.